AUGACAAACUCAACACUUACCACACACAACAGCUCAUCCACGUUAGAGCCUCCAAAGCUCAUGGCGAUGGAUCUACCGGAGAUAAGGGAUAUCGUCGUUCAGUACCUGGACCGCGGGGACCUCGCGAAAUGUUCCCGGUUGAGCAAGGCAUGGCAUGGAUCGGUGGCGGCAAAGGUUUGGAAUUAUGUUAAUCUGGGUGGCAUACAUUGGAAAACCCCAUCCUUCGAGGCCCUUCAACACUAUGGCGGUCUAGUCAAGAUCUUCAGAGUAUCCCUUCGUUUUGCUGAUUGGACAGCGGCCGAGCACUCCGCGCUGAAUUUCCCGAAUCUCGAGAAAAUGGUCUUGACUCUUUCGAAUGCGAUCGCCAGUUUGCCAAACUUGAGCUCUCUUCACCUCCGCGACGUUGAUAUUGGACAUAAUGCCGUCGCAUUACCGAAACUGCGAGAUCUGCGUCUUCAGUACAAUGAGGGCAAUAAUGAUUCAGAGACCGACCAGCUGCAACUCAUAUGUAACUGCCCGGCCUUGGAGACGCUGGGAUGGUUUUUCAACUUUCGUAGUCGCUGGCUCAAUGAUCCCGCGCCUAGAAACUUUGUGGAGCUGGCCAAAGCUGGAACGUGGCGCAAUUUAGAGGCAUUGACCAUGGGUUGGAACGGUUUGAUGAUUUCCGACGGCGAUAUCGCAUCCAUCUUAGCGGCCUUACCGCGGUUGACCAUCCUUGAUCUGGAAGAGCAUGAGUUCGGUCCGCUGUCCUUCCAGAUCCUCCGGAGAUAUUUCCCGGUUCUCAAGGAGCUCAGACUAGAUAAUUGCUCCAACGUGACAAAGAGCAUGCUGUCGGAGAUCCUUUCCUCCUGCCCGAAACUAUCCCAGCGUAGUCGUGGGGGCCUUGCCGAGUUGCUCGCCGAGUUGGUCGCCGAGGGCGAUAUUGAGUCGUUGACUGAGAGUGACGCCGAGGUGGCCGAUGAGCAGUAG
Molecule: messenger RNA, 969 nt
Organism: Gamsiella multidivaricata
Lineage: Eukaryota; Fungi; Mortierellomycota; Mortierellomycetes; Mortierellales; Mortierellaceae
Exons: 2
Coding region: 1-969 (322 amino acids)
Source: RefSeq, a predicted model, not a curated record